This is a messenger RNA of Mycena indigotica, 471 nucleotides long. RefSeq lists its product as uncharacterized. Bases 1 to 471 code for a protein of 156 amino acids. Lineage: Eukaryota; Fungi; Basidiomycota; Agaricomycetes; Agaricales; Mycenaceae. The transcript has a single exon. The record is from RefSeq and is a predicted model, not a curated record.
AUGCAACCCAAACCUAGACGUUCAACAAGCAUUUCUUCAUACAUUACCCUCGCCUUUCCACCAACCCAAGCUUCGCCGCUUCUCUGGGUGUCGAGCAGCCUUGACUGCGACCGACCACCCAACCACGACCCAAAUGCCUAUGCCGCUCUCCAACCAGUGCUGGCACGCUUGUCAUACACUACCUCCCCUCCGUCUUCUGUGCUCACAUCCGCAUUCUACUCCCAGUCCCCCGCACAAUCGUCUGCCCUUCCCAAAAUGACAAGUGGCGCGCCACAGACCGAAAGACUACCACCUAUGUCGACAAACGCAGCAUGUUCCGCCCGAGCAAUUGUAUCCCAUCUCGACGGACUCUGGUACCUCUCCACUCCACGCUCUUGGUGGGCAUAUCUGGCGAGGAAGAUCCCCGUUGCACACGUUUUCGUCGGGCCUAUAGGUGGAAAUGAGGAUACAGUUCUUGCGUGCAGGCGCUAG